AUGGCCUCCAAUGCCGCCGCAAUGUUUUCAUUUGCUCAAACAGAACCAUCGACAGACCUGUUGAACGGGCAGUCAUGGGGAAGCACUUCAGAGAGCCAUCAUAACUUUCAGGAUUUCCCGGACAAUGGAUCAUCACAUUCUGGAGAAGCCGAGGAUUAUCUUUUCACAUCUGGCCACACUACUCCCAGAGGAUCAAGGCUAGAACAAGCCGCCUCCAUGGAUUCUGUUUGGACAAACCCAAGGACUACACAGAGCUCAGUAAUGGCUCAAGCCAUGGCUAGAGCAGAUUCGAGCAGAUCCAGUGGCUCGUCUCUCUCUCAACACGCACAGCUGAGCAGAGGUAAUGUGUCCGCCUUCAGGAAUGUUUCCCACGCAGCUGCUACCACCGCCGGAACCAUGGCCGGAAUGAACUCUUGUCUUCUCGUGGCUGCUGAUGCGCAUGCGGUGUCUUCCAAUGCUCAAAUGUACUGGCCCGAGAUGGGGCUUGACAUGAACAUUGCUGCUGGCGGUGGCAGUGCUGGCGGCAGCGGUGCUUUUGCUGUCACUCAGGCCGGCCCUAUGCACAUGGUGCCUGCGCAUAUGCACUUGGGUCCCGAGUCUGUGUUGCCGGACAAUUCGUCCCCUGGCUCAUGGGACUGCUUUUCUAGCUCCAUCUCCCGGACUUCCUCCCCUGCCACUGUUGAUGAUGUUUGGCUGCCUUCUGCGCUGAGCCCCAACUCUUCGCCCGAGAUUGUUGGUGAUUCGCCUAGGUAUGUUGAAUACUUCAACGCAAAUACUGAACAGACGUCUUACGCAUCUUUGAUCAGUUCGGAGCGCAAGGUCUCUAUGGCAUCAGACAAGGACACUAUUGUCCCCAAGAUUGAGGAGGGCGUAGCCAUGCCCCAUGGAUAUCCCUCCCGCAGACACGGAAGUGAUGGCGAGUCCUCAGCUCGGGACCAUCGUCUUUACAAGAAUGUCACACCCGGACCCGACGGUCUUUUCCACUGCCCUUGGGAAGGACAGACCAGCUGCAACCACAAGCCCGAGAAGCUCAAGUGCAACUACGACAAAUUUGUGGAUUCACACCUGAAGCCAUACCGUUGCAAGGCAGAUUCUUGCGAAGGGGCUCGCUUCUCCUCCACCGCCUGCCUGCUGCGUCACGAACGUGAGGCUCACGGACUGCAUGGACACGGUGACAAGCCCUUCCUCUGCGCCUAUGAGGGCUGCGAGCGCGCUGUUUCAGGCAACGGCUUCCCUCGCCAGUGGAACCUCCGCGACCACAUGAAGCGUGUGCACAACGACCACGGAAGCUCCAGUGGCUCUCCACCCGCCACUGCCAAUGGACAAUCUGCCAAGGGCCGCAAGAGAAAGACUGAGGUUGCAGAGCCGCAGAAUGGCACUCGCAAGGCCACGCUCAAGUCGAUGCCGGUGGCCGACUCCAAGCAGGUCUCCUCCAAGCCCCUCCUCGAGCAGUGGCUCGACCAGCGACGUGCUGUUGAGGAUCUCUGCCGCAGCCUAAGCAAGCCUGACGACGAUCGCAACCUGCAGCAAAUCGGUGAGAUGCAGAAGCGUCUUUCCAUCAUGGCCCAUAUGGCCUCGUCCUUCCACUCGACAGACAUUCGGCCCGACACAAACCGCAGGAACUACACCACUGGCUGA
Metarhizium brunneum ARSEF 3297 is the source of this 1638-nucleotide messenger RNA. RefSeq lists its product as uncharacterized. NCBI's taxonomy places the organism in Eukaryota, Fungi, Ascomycota, Sordariomycetes, Hypocreales, Clavicipitaceae. The record is from RefSeq and is a predicted model, not a curated record.